GGCAUCCGUACACCCAUUGUUCUCGCUCCUAUGGGAGGCGCAAGCGGUGGUCUUCUUGCGAGCCAAGUCUCGCUAGCCGGAGGCUUCGGUUUCAUGGUCCCAGUUCCAGGGCACAAUAUUGCACAAUGGAAGGAACAACUCACCAUCGCACGCAACGCCUUCUCCACCGCCAACGCCACCCACAAAUCCAUCUCCUCUCCCCAGAUCCCACAAAUCCUCCCCGUCGGCGCCGGAUUCCUCGGCUGGUCAAUGGACGCCCAAUUAGCCUCCGCGUCCCAAUCCCAACAGUCCCAAGGCACCAACCCAUCCAACCCCUUCCUGCAAGCCGCUCUCGACUCGCGUGUUCGGGCCAUCUGGCUCUCCUUUGGGAGCGACCUCAAGAAAUGGAUCGACGUCGUGAGGGCACACGACGAAGCCGCGGCUGAGAAACAUGGUCAAGAGGGAAAUCGGACGCUCAUAUUCGUGCAGGUGAAUUCGGUGGAGGAGGCGGUCGUGGCGGUCAAAGAAUGGGGUGUGGAUGUCGUUUCUUUGCAAGGUAUCGAAGCAGGUGGCCAUGGUUCCGCCACAGCCCCACCCCUUCAGUCCCUCCUAACCUCCACCCUCUCCGCCCUCUCUGCUCUCCCUUCUCCCUCCUCCAGCACACCCCUUCUCGCCGCAGGCGGCCUCACCCACGGUUCCCAAAUCGCACCCCUCCUCACCCUCGGCGCAUCCGGUGCAGUCCUCGGCACGCGUUUCCUCGCCUCUCCCGCGUCUUUGUAUUCUCCGGCCAAGAAACGGGCUAUCCUCGCCGCGAAGGGGACUGAGUCGGAGAGGUCGUUUGGGUUCGAUUGGUUGCAGGGAAGGGUGGGGUGGCCGAAAGGAGUGGAUGGGAGGGGGUUGAGGAUCCCGGCGGUGGAUGAGCUGAAGAAGUUUGAAUCGAAAGGAGAUGCAUUGGCAGAAGGAGAGAAGGAGGAAAUAAGGAAGAAGUUUCAAGAGGCUGAGAAGAGAGGGGAUGAGGAGGGUCUGGUUGUUUGGGCGGGAACCGGAGUUGGGAAAGUCAACGAAGUGGUGGACGCGAAGGAUAUCGUGGAGGAGCUGCACAGAGACAUCGUGGCGAGCCUUCGGGCAAGCGGGUCAGCUAUUGUAUCUGAUGUGUGAGCUCGUACUUGUGUACUGUCCGUAUGGUGUACAUCUAUCAUCUCUAAUCCUCUGAAUGUCGAUGAACUGGUUAUUGUG
This is a messenger RNA of Stereum hirsutum FP-91666 SS1, 1215 nucleotides long. Its product is annotated as NPD-domain-containing protein. The transcript has 4 exons. NCBI's taxonomy places the organism in Eukaryota, Fungi, Basidiomycota, Agaricomycetes, Russulales, Stereaceae. The record is from RefSeq and is a predicted model, not a curated record. Gene Ontology annotation, molecular function: nitronate monooxygenase activity. The coding region runs from base 31 to 1137 and encodes 368 amino acids.